Kickxella alabastrina is the source of this 1779-nucleotide messenger RNA. RefSeq lists its product as uncharacterized. The transcript is spliced from 6 exons. Bases 1 to 1779 code for a protein of 592 amino acids. NCBI's taxonomy places the organism in Eukaryota, Fungi, Kickxellomycota, Kickxellomycetes, Kickxellales, Kickxellaceae. The record is from RefSeq and is a predicted model, not a curated record.
AUGGAGCUCACAGUUGACAGCAUCCCUCCCGAGCCUACCAGCGACAAUGGUGCUGAACCGGAAACUACUGAAGACAUUUUGAACUCGAAUACCAAAACCAUAUUUAUCACUAUAUGGAUGUUUUUAGAUGGUUUUGUGCAGCUGUGUGGCGUCGCUCAGAGAGCCGAGCCAGUUAUCAUUGCACUACCCGCUGACAUUGCACCGCCCGUUGCCAUUGCCAGAGUCGAGACAAAUACAAAUACCACCAGCCUGGCCGAGUCCGAGGUUACAUCCUACCAGAAGAGGGCGACAACCGUUACCAGGGCUGUUUGCAAGGCCAUGCGGCAUUUUAUGUCCAACCACAGACCGACCGACAGCAAGCGCAUGCUCGCAAAGCUCAUCGAUGACGACUCUACUCAGGCAGCCCAGAUGUUCCGCAUGGAGGAUGCUGCAAUAUCUGAAUUGGCAGAGCAUAUUGGAGAGGAACACGCCAUAUUUUCCAAAUGGGCAACCACAGGCACAUCUGUCGACCAAGCGUACCACAUGUACCCAGAAUCCGGUGUUUUAAACGCAGAUGCGUUUGUUUUAUUUAUUGCUCGCCUUGUCGAUGGGCUGCAUCGCCAUGCCAAGGGAGAGCAGGGGCGCCCUGAGCCACGCAGGCAUUGUGGCCAUGUGGUCGACGAUGUUCUUGCUUCCGGAAUUGAGUCGACAAUUACUAGCAAGUCAGAAAUUGCAGAAAUCAGCGAUGAAUGGCAUGCAAAUUUGUUUGCCCCCGUUGAGGUCAGGCAGGGAUCCUCGUAUAACAACAAAUACGACGCUGAGGUUAAGCUGAUUAAGCGCUGUCGCAAAAUUCAAUGCACGCAGCCCAACUGCGGCUUCCAGUGGGGACUGACCAUCCGCGACAGUUUAGUCCAGGCGUACUUGUUUGGCUCCAACUUUUCCAUAGCUUCCGAAAACAUGGACAUCCAGGUCAUCAGGCUUUUUGUUAAUUGGUCCUACACUGAGGACUACCGGCUGGGAUAUGACUCAACCAUUAAGCGCUGCAUGACCUCGGAUGCUAGGAGAUUGCAUUUAGGCGGGGACCCGAGUCCCAGCUUGUCAACAGCAUGGACUUUGGAAUCCUCUACCGGGAUUCAACAGAACCAAUUCCCUCAACACUCACAUUCUCGUCCGUGUCUCCACAGGCAGUAUGUCACUGGACUGACCAGCUUGCCUGUUACAAAGGUCAACUCCAUUCAAGAGCUGAUAAUCGUUGUCAAGGACGCGAUGAAGGCAUACAGCGAGUUUAACAAAAUAAUAGACAUUGUCCACAGGAAUCUGACGCCCGAUGCAAUUUGUUUCCAUUAUCUGGAGGGUGGCCGUGUCAAGGGAAUGCUUGCGGAUUUUGCCCAAUCAUACAACUCAAAGUUGUGCGCCGUGGACAAAGAGAAAAACAUCGGGAUCCCUCUUCCAUUUAUGAGCGUUAGCAUCAUUGAGCGCAAUUCAAACCCAAUAACCAAAACUGAGGCCAAAAAGAGCACAGUUGAGCUUGUUCAAGAAGCAGGACGGAAAUUCUGGGUGUCAGUUCCUCGCAAUAAUCGCACGUUUUUGGAUUCCGAAGCUAACUUCUCGCGCAUUUUAGAUAGGUCAAACAAGCAUGUUCCCGGCUACAAAAUGCUUUGGAGCCUGCUGAAGGACUUGCGCGCGGCUCUAAUCGAAAACAGCGGUUACAACGAGGAUUGCCUGGCGCUGAAAUACGCGAUAAAAUAUGUGGGGAGCUUGGCACAGCCAACGGCAAAACAACGGAUAUCUUGCUGGUAG